This is a messenger RNA of Rhinocladiella mackenziei CBS 650.93, 492 nucleotides long. RefSeq lists its product as uncharacterized. The coding region runs from base 1 to 492 and encodes 163 amino acids. The record is from RefSeq and is a predicted model, not a curated record. NCBI's taxonomy places the organism in Eukaryota, Fungi, Ascomycota, Eurotiomycetes, Chaetothyriales, Herpotrichiellaceae. The transcript has a single exon.
AUGCCGAAAGUCCAGUUAUCGCCAUCCCAACUGACCAGCCCCGAGAACGAAUUCGGCCUUUACAUGGCCUUUCCGUCGCCGUCUAUUGUUCAGCAUAUUGAGAUCAAUAAGAUAAGAUACCCGAAGCCUAUAAGAAAGCUUCCAUCGCUCCACCGGAAGCAGUCAGAGGCAAGCCUGUGUAACUCGAGUGAUGGAAAGAAAAGGAAGAGCAAGAGUGCUCCUUAUCGCGAUGCACAGUAUGAAGCGUUACUUGCACCUGAAGGGGGUUACAUGUUUGAUUUUGAUCCUAGCGACGGGCCGAAGAGCAACGAGUACCUUUGCCGCACCUUAUUAGAAAUGGACCGGUCCGUUCCCCCAAACUCAUUAUUUUCCGACGACAAAUUUGAAAAACAUUGCCAGGAGCUGGAAGGUCGGAAUGAGGUCAUGAUCACCCAAGAUAUCAGUCGAUUGAAUGUCCCAUCAACAAAAGAUCUGGCAUCAUUAUGGCGUUAG